This is a messenger RNA of Funneliformis geosporum, 2382 nucleotides long. The record is from the annotation of a GenBank genome assembly. Lineage: Eukaryota; Fungi; Glomeromycota; Glomeromycetes; Glomerales; Glomeraceae.
AUGUCUGACCAAAGUGAACAAGAAAUCGACACCACUAACAAGACUCAGCCUGAUAUAGCUGUAGCUGAUACUUUAGAAAUUUCAAAAAGACCGCGUCGAACAAGGAAGGCAACAAAAUUUUACACUCCUGCUCAGUCCAUUUCUAAAAAACGAAAAAGAAGGGUAAAGUCAAAGAAAACCGCAAGAAACAAAGAGCCUACAACAACUGGUGAUAAGAGAAAAGCUUUUGACGUACCCGUCGAGCAACCAAAAAAAAUGAAGGUUUCAGAGUUCACGGGUUCUAUGCGCAAUCUGAACCUCAAAGGUAAAUAUGAUGAGACUGAACAUCGACAGAAGAAAUUAUCCGCGGUCAUGAAGGCCGAUUUAAUUACGGUCCGUUCAGUGCAUGGUAAAAAGCACGUUCAACAAGGACGCUGUUUCUCAGUAAAAUACAAAAGUUUUGAAAAAUGUACUGCAUGCUUAGCCAAGCAAACAGACGUAUGCAGAUUCAACGGUAUACGAGUUUUCGAGCAGAAAAAGGAAGAUAGGUUAAUAUACGGCCCUGACUUUAUUUCAAUGACGGACCCCGAACCGGCCUCAACUUAUGAGGCAGAAGUAAACGAUGACGAAGUUAAGAACUUCCUUCAAAAAGAAAUUUCACAUUUUAAAGUGGCUAAAUUCCGCAAAAUACCAGGUCGCAACAUCUGUCAAUUGUGCGACGGUUGCCAAACAACAAUAUUUAGCGGAUAUUGGAUGUGCUGUGUUUGUGGAAGGGAAUAUUGCCUUUCCUGUCAUGAGGAAUGGAACAAUGUCUAUGAAUUUUCGAAUGAAACUGGAAAAUGUUCUCAUAAGAGGCAUCAUUAUAAAGAACAGCUGGUACCAAUGUAUCAUUAUAAAAAAGAAGAAAUUCUUCGUCUCAUUGAUCAAUGUAAUCAGAUGAUUCUCGACGAUGACGAUAGUAUAGAUUUAGACGACGGUGAAUUGUCCGACGAUGAAUCCGUCAUAGAAAGCUCAAGAGCCGCUUCUCAACGCCGCCAGAGAACUCCGCGAAAAAUUCGAACACUUAAUGCACAGGUUUCUGCCGCAGAUAACAAUAUUCCCGCCCAAGGAAAUGACGAGCAUAAUAAGACUGAUGAUAAAAAUAUUCCCGCCCAAGGACAUGACGAGCAUAAUAAGAUUGAUGAUAAAAAUAUUCCCGCCCAAGGACAUGACGAACAUAUUAAGACUGAUGAUAAAAAUAUUCCCACCCAAGGACAUGACGAACAUAAUAAGACUGAUGAUAACAAUAUUCCCGCCCAAGGACAUGACGAACAUAAUAAGACUGAUGAUAACAAUAUUCCCGCCCAAGGACAUGACGAACAUAAUAAGACUGAUGAUAACAAUAUUCUCACCCAAGGACAUGACGAACAUAAUAAGACUGAUGAUAACAAUAUUCUCACCCAAGGACAUGACGAGCAUAACAGGUCUAAUAAGACUAUAUAUGAAAACAAUAUUUCCACCCGAAUACAUAACGAGCAUAAAAAGACUGAAUAUGAAGCUAACGAAAUGACUGAAGAAAUUUUUAGAGACCUUUGGAGGAAAGGAUACCCUUUCGUGAUCAAAGGCGUAGAUAAAUUAAGUGAGGAUAUUUGGAAACCACAAUACUUUAUUGAGCAUUACGGGGAACAUGAGUGUACAGACUGGCCACCAAAAGAUGAUUUCGCAGAGACGUUUCCAGAACAUUAUAAAGACUUCUCUAAUAGUUUGCCAUUUAAAGAAUAUACGACUCGUGGCGGUGCCCUGAAUUUAGCUCACAGAUUACCAUUAGAGAUCAAUCGUACUGAUCUUGGUCCAAAGAUGUACAAUGCUUAUGGUUCUGAAGAAGAUAUAGGUGGUAAAGGUACCACGAACCUUCACCUUGAUAUAACAGAUGCAGUUAAUUUGAUGGAAUAUGCUCCAAUAGUUGAAAAACGCCUGGAAAACGAGCGGGAUAAACCAGCAGCAGCGGUAUGGGAUUUGUACCAUUCAGCCGAACUUCCAAGAAUAAGAAGAUUCUUAAGAAAAAUUGCCAAAGAACGAGGAUUGUCUAUUUGCCAUCCAAUACAUGAUCAAUUUUUUUAUUUGGACAAAGAAUUGAGAGAACGAUUGACGGCGGAAGAAGGAGUUACAGGAUGGAGAGUGUUACAAAACCCUGGCGAUGCCGUUUUUAUUCCUGCAGGAUGUGCACAUCAAGUCUGCAACUACACAAGCUGUGUCAAAGCCGCGGUUGACUUUGUUUCUCCAGAAGGAGUUGCAAGAAGUUACAUUGUAAGCCAGCAAUUUAGAAAAUUACGUAAUGGGCAUAAGAGGAGGAUGGAUAUCCUUCAGCUUCCAAAUAUUCUUUAUCACGCCUGGAGUACUUCCUGGGACGAAAGCAACGACUAA